AUGGCGAACCAAAGUAUUAUCCCUGACAUCUCUCACUUCGUCACGUCGUACGAUCCGCAGGGUAAAUCAACAUUCCUCGCUGCGCCAAACCCACCACUUGUGCAGCAGAGUAAUGAUUCUCUGCGUGUGGAUUACAUUUACUCUACUGUCGCUUCUCCAAACGGGCCUGUCCUUACGGACAUGGACGAUUACAGGAAGAAUGAAGAUGUUCGCAGAGAACAUCCAUACGUCAUGUUUCCCCUUGCGGGUGGAAGUGCUGCUAUGGUCGCGAGUUUUGCACCGAAUCCUGAUGGAAAGGAAGGAUUUAUGCAUCGGUCGCAGACCCUUGAUUACGUGUUCAUCAUAUAUGGGGAGCUGGAGUUGACUUUGGACAGUGGGGAAAAAAGGGUUAUGAAGCCAGGUGACGUGUGUGUGCAGCGCGCAUCUCAGCACUCGUGGAAAAAUUUGAGCAAGACUGAGUUCGCGAGGUUUGGGGCCGUUACUUUAGGGAUUGAAGGUGCGAAAUUGAAUGAGAUGAUCUUUCCCGAAGCGGUAUAAGCUUCUCAUAGGACAUCGGUCUAUGGCCCCACUGAUUGAUGCUAAAUAGUUCAAAGUCGUGAUGGUUGGGAAAUACAAACGCUCUGUAUCAUGUCAAUUCACUUCGUAGAGUUUUUGAAGGAAUACUACAUUACAUAGGUAUCUUGCCUCCACGCUUGCACGCUCACUUCCCAUGUCUUCUCUCCAG
Molecule: messenger RNA, 724 nt
Organism: Talaromyces proteolyticus
Lineage: Eukaryota; Fungi; Ascomycota; Eurotiomycetes; Eurotiales; Trichocomaceae
Exons: 2
Coding region: 1-537 (178 amino acids)
Source: RefSeq, a predicted model, not a curated record